GAAGAGGAGGGGUCGUUGGGGCGUUUUCCAGUCUAGAAUACUUUCACUUUCAACGGUCUUCUGCAAAGCAGAACGAGCGCAUUUCUUCUUCAGCUCGUCGAACAGAAAAGCGGAAGACUUCGCGGAGGGACGUUCGUUGUUAGUUCGAUGGAAAAUGGCGAUUUUAUUUGGUCUACUUAUUUCAUCAUUGUCUCUGUAUUGUGACUUCACCGAUGCUGAGUGCCUGGUGGUCAGUCCUGCCAGGCUGGUGGUGAAGCAUGGAGACCCAGCCUCCUCUAACUGCAGCUCAGAUACCCCUGUAGAGAUGGGCUGGGAAGCCACCCAGGGAGGGGUUGGUCUAACAGACAACAAGGUGAAGAUCCUACGCUGGAGGGUGGACAGUAUGACUGACUGGAAGAUCAAACCUUCAUGCUUCACAGACGGAGGCCUGUGUCAGAAACAGCUAAACAUCACAGUUUAUAAGCUUCCAGACCGUGUCUCCAUCAGCUACAGGAAGUACCCUGAUCCGAUGGUUGAGGGGGAUCAGUACCUGCUGCAGUGUCUUGUCCAGAACAUCGCUCCUAUUGGGAGACUCACGGUGACCUUCUACAAAAUCAGUGCCACUGGUGAACAGACAGAAUUAGACACACAACAGAAAUCCAAGGACAACAUCAACACACCACAGAAUGGGACCUACACCCUGGACUUCACCCCUGGUAGAGAUGAUGACGGGGCCCAGUUGUUGUGUUCAGCCAUGUUGGAUCUGGGACCAGAGGGACCCCAACCUCCUCCUGUAAUGGACUCAGACCGCCUCAACACCAACGUGCACUACAAGCCUCAGAUCACUAUGAGUCCUGGAUGUUUCUCCAUGAGCAUCACGGAGGGCGACACCCUAUCACUUAACUGUAGUGCAAAAGGUAACCCUGCCCCCUCGUACGAUUGGUUGCUCUCCCAAGCCGACUCCAACCCCAUGGAAGAGAGAUCCGUAGUGACCAUCACCAACAUUGCCAAGUCUCACUCUGGAGAUUACACCUGCAUCGCCAGAAACCUCCUGGGAAACAGCACCUGUACUGUUAACGUGGAGGUCACAGGAGCUUCCUGUCAGGCUGCUGCAAGUGCCUUGGUGGCUAUGCUGCUCCUCCAACUCAUUCAUUGGCUUUAAGACCACUUCCUGAACCCACUGAUUGGCUGAAUACAUGUGCUUUUAUUUUUUUCUUCUUCAAAAUCCCUCCCACUGUGAUUGGUGGCUGUCUGUCCACUUUCUGCUAACUACUGAUUAAUAAAUAAAUACAAUUAUUGAUUGAUUGAUAGCCAUGACAACAAUACUUUGAUAAUAUUACCUUGUAACUUUAUGAUUUUGCCUUAAAUCAACAGUUUGGAUCCACCUACACAUUAAAGGGUUUUUCUUUAUUCGUACUAUUUUCUACAUUGUAGAAUAACAGUGAAGACAUCAACUAUUAUGCUGUGCCAAUAGUAGGACACACCUACUAUUCCAUGGUUUCCAUGGUUUCUAUAUGUGUAUAUAUAUAUCAUGGAUUUA
Messenger RNA from Oncorhynchus gorbuscha (pink salmon), 1519 nucleotides. Its product is annotated as neuronal growth regulator 1-like. The record is from RefSeq and is a predicted model, not a curated record. The coding region runs from base 155 to 1141 and encodes 328 amino acids. Gene Ontology annotation, biological process: cell adhesion. Gene Ontology annotation, molecular function: integrin binding. The transcript has 6 exons. Lineage: Eukaryota; Metazoa; Chordata; Actinopteri; Salmoniformes; Salmonidae.